AUGGGGAUUGAGAAACCAAACCUAAUAGUCCUGGACUUCAAAGAAUGGUUUGGUAUUCAUAUCGGGAAGGAAGUCCCCCUGAAAGCAACAGGGGUUUGGAAGGCUGCUGAGAAAUCAUCUUCAUUUCUUGUCUCACAGAAAUGGCAGUGCACAGAGGAUGCUUCCGGAAAACUUCGAAUUCACAAGUGUAAGGUGUCUAGCGACAUCCUUGCCAUCAGAAAAAGAACCCGCAGCAUACACUCCCGGGGGUACAGCGGGAAAGACAAAGACUGCAACUGUGGAGAUGCUGAUUACCGAAACAGCAGGACCCAAAGAAAAAAUCAAAGACAGUUCUUGAGAAAUCCUAAUGCGCAAAAAUACAAACCCCGAUUUGUUCACACUCGCCAAACCCGGUCCUUGUCUGUGGAAUUUGAAGGUGAAAUAUAUGACAUAAAUCUGGAAGAAGAAGAACUACAGGUGUUAAAGACCAGAAGUAUCACCAAGCGUCACAAUGCUGAAAAUGAGGAAGAAGCAGAGGCAACUGCUGGUACUGCAGGUGACGCAAUGGUCGCUGAUGGCACUGAUGUUAUAGGUCAACCCAACUCUGUCAGAGUGACACACAAAUGUUUUAUGCUCCCAAAUGACACUAUUCACUGUGAGAGGGAGCUGUACCAAUCUGCCAGAGCCUGGAAGGACCACAAGGCUUAUAUUGAUAAGGAGAUCGAAGCUCUCCAAGACAAAAUUAAGAAUUUGCGGGAAGUUAGAGGGCACCUAAAAAGAAGAAAACCAGAUGAAUGUGAUUGUAGUAAACAGAGCUAUUACAACAAAGAGAAAGGGGUAAAGGCCCAAGAGAAGCUCAAGAGCCAUCUUCAUCCCUUCAAAGAAGCAGCACAGGAAGUGGAUGGCAAACUGCAGCUGUUCAAAGAGAACCGGAGAAGGAAGAAGGAAAGGAAGGGGAAAAAGCGGCAGAAGAAAGGAGACGAGUGUAGCCUUCCUGGGCUGACGUGUUUUACCCAUGACAACAACCACUGGCAAACAGCUCCAUUCUGGAACUUGGGCUCUUUCUGUGCUUGCACAAGCUCAAAUAACAACACUUACUGGUGUUUGCGAACAGUCAAUGACACCCACAAUUUUCUCUUUUGUGAGUUUGCAACUGGCUUCUUGGAAUAUUUUGAUAUGAACACUGAUCCCUAUCAGCUGACCAAUACAGUACACACAGUGGAAAGAGGCAUUUUGAAUCAAUUACACAUACAGCUAAUGGAACUGCGAAGUUGUCAAGGUUAUAAGCAGUGCAAUCCAAGGCCGAAGGGACUUGAAACAGGAAAUAAAGAUGGAGGAAGCUAUGAUCCACACAGAGGACAGUUAUGGGAUGGAUGGGAAGGCUAACCUGCCCAGUUUCACUGGCGACAUUGACUGGCAAGGACUGGAAGACUUGUACAGUGUGAAUGAAAGUGUGUAUGAAUACAGAUACAACUUUAGACUUAGUCUGGCUGACUGGACUAAUUACUUGAAGGAUGUAGAUAGAAUGUUUGCA
Molecule: messenger RNA, 1513 nt
Organism: Acanthisitta chloris (rifleman)
Lineage: Eukaryota; Metazoa; Chordata; Aves; Passeriformes; Acanthisittidae
Gene: SULF1
Product: sulfatase 1
Exons: 11
Coding region: 1-1365 (454 amino acids)
Cellular component (GO): plasma membrane; cell surface; endoplasmic reticulum
Molecular function (GO): glycosaminoglycan binding; N-acetylglucosamine-6-sulfatase activity
Source: RefSeq, a predicted model, not a curated record